AUGCAUCCACCCGCCUCCCCGAUUUUACAGUCCCAACUCCCAAGGGACAGCUCUAUUCUUCAAAAUAUGGCUAAUGCAGAGCCAACUCGUGCGUCUGCCCGCGAUACCCCGACUGACGAAGAGGACGAGAUCCUUGACCCCGACCUAGAGGACGGAGAUCAAGUCAUCGCCCGCCACUGGCCACGCAACCACGAAAACCAUGAAAAACAUGGAUUCCGGCCAGUGUAUAUCUCGAACAGAGGUUACCCAAGCCCCGAUAUCCCAGCGGACAUCGAAGAGCUGCUAAACUUGGACAGAACUUCCAGGGCAAAGGUGAUCGUGUGGCCGCGGGAGAUAACUAAAUACGAUUAUAUUAUCGCCUUGCUUAGCCGGCUUGAUCGGACCGAUUAUUCAAUAUAA
Molecule: messenger RNA, 399 nt
Organism: Aspergillus affinis
Lineage: Eukaryota; Fungi; Ascomycota; Eurotiomycetes; Eurotiales; Aspergillaceae
Exons: 1
Coding region: 1-399 (132 amino acids)
Source: RefSeq, a predicted model, not a curated record